AUGGAUACAGGAAACCAAACAAGUGUCCUGGAAUUCCUCCUCUUGGGCCUCUCGGAAGAUCCAGAGCUGCAGCCCCUCCUAUUUGGGCUGUUCUUGUCGAUGUACUUUAUCUCUAUGGUUGGGAACCUACUCAUCAUCCUGGCUAUUACCUCUGACUCCUAUCUCCACACCCCCAUGUACUUUUUCCUGUCCCACCUGUCUUUUUCUGUUAUUUGUGUCAACUGCACCAUAGUUCCCAAAAUGCUGGUAAACAUCCAGACAGUGAGCAAAGCCAUCACCUAUGCAGGCUGCAUCACCCAGAUGUAUUUUUCUUCAGUUUUUUCAUGUUUGGACAAUCUCCUCCUGACUGUGAUGGCUUAUGACCGCUUUGUGGCCAUCUGUCAUCCGCUGCACUACAGGAGCAUGAUGAACCCGCACCUCUGUGACUUGCUGGCUCUAUUCUCUUGGUCCCUCAGUGUCCUUGUCGCCCUCCUCCAGAGUCUGAUGCUGCUGCAUCUCUCAUUCUGCACACACACAGAAAUUCUGCACUUCUUUUGUGAAUUGGCUGAGUUGCUUAAGUCUGCCUGCUCUGAUGCUCUCACCAAUUACAUUGCCUUAUACUCUGCAGCUGGCCUGCUGGGUAUUCCUCCGCUGACUGGGAUCCUUUUCUCUUACUCUAGGAUUAUUUCCUCCAUAUUGAAAAUGUCCUCAGUGGAGGGGAGGUACAAAGCAUUUUCCACCUGUGGGUCUCACCUAACAGUCAUUUCCUUAUUCUAUGGGACAGGAUUAGGCGUGUGCCUCAGUUCUGCCUUCUCCUCCUCCUCCUCAAGGGCAGUGGCCUCAGUGAUGUACACCGUGGUCAUCCCCAUGCUGAACCCCUUCAUCUACAGCCUGAGGAACAGGGACAUGCAGGGGGCCCUGAGGAAAUUUGUCAGCAGGUCUUUCUUCCCCUGUGAAUGGCUAUGGAUGCUGCGACUGGGGAGUUAA
Messenger RNA from Sus scrofa (pig), 966 nucleotides. Its product is annotated as olfactory receptor 7D2-like. Gene Ontology annotation, molecular function: olfactory receptor activity; G protein-coupled receptor activity. The record is from RefSeq and is a predicted model, not a curated record. NCBI's taxonomy places the organism in Eukaryota, Metazoa, Chordata, Mammalia, Artiodactyla, Suidae. Gene Ontology annotation, cellular component: membrane. Gene Ontology annotation, biological process: G protein-coupled receptor signaling pathway.